AUGGGACUGAAGAACAGAUUCCAGUUGCUCCCUCCCCAGCCCCUCUCGUGGUGCCAAGAUGGCAGCGAUUGUGGGCAGCAGAAGUUGCCCCGGGCCUGGCUCCAUGCGGGGCCACAUACCAGGCCAGCUGCAGAGCUUCGGCAAAAGAAAAUGAAUGUGACUGAAAAUGUCAAAGUUAAGAAGAAAGUGAGAUUGAAUGAGAUACCCAUAAUCUUAGGGGAGAUAGAUAACGAAGAUAGGAGCAACGUGACUGCCGCAGCUAGAAGCAAGGUGACUGCCCCAGCUAAGAGCAGCUUGAGAAGCAACGUGACAGCCGCAGCUAGAAGCAAUGUGACUGCCGCAGCUAGAAGCAAAGUGACUGACACAGCUAGCAGCAACGUGUCUGACGCAGCUAGAAGCAACUUGACUGCCGCAGCUAGUAGCAACGUGACUGCCGCAGCUAGAAGCAAGGUGACUGACACAGCUAGCAGCAACGUGUCUGACGCAGCUAGUAGCAACGUGACUGCCGCAGCUAGUAGCAACGUGACUGCCGCAGCUAGAAGCAAGGUGACUGACACAGCUAGUAACAACGUGUCUGACGCAGCUAGAAGCAACUUGACUGCCGCAGCUAGAAGCAACGUGACUGAUGCAGCUAGAAGCAAUGUGAUUGCCGUGACUGCCGCAGCUAGUAGCAACGUGACUGCUGCAGCUAGUAGCAAUGUGACUGCAGCAGCUGACCCCAAAGUGACUGCUGUAGCUCUAGCUCUAGUUAAGGAUGCCAUCGAUGCUGCUAUUAAGUUUGUGGAAGAAGCUGAAAACCCCAUCAAAAAUAUCAAGUGGAUCACACACGGUGAAUUCACAGCAGAAAGGGGCCGUAAACAAAUUGAGCAGUUCGUUUCGAAGUGGGACCAUCAAAAACGCUGGGUGAACUGCACAAAGUUUGUAUGGAGAAAAGACGUAAUUCAUAGCUUCCACUACAUUUACUGUGUACGCUGGAGUGUCCCAACCGCUGUAACACCCACGGCGGAAGUCAGUGCUGCUGCCUACUUCACCAUCAAGAUCAACAAAAACAAACCUCCGGAUGCACCUAUUGAUGUCUCUUAUAUCUUUGAGGAGCAGUCAUUACUUCAAAGACCAGGAAUGGCUCGCUUUCGAGAUAAAUGGCCGAAGGACCUUAUUGAGGCCAAACAUAUUUUAAUAGAGUCAGUCAAGUCAUCACUCAAUGUUGUCUGA
Messenger RNA from Lemur catta (Ring-tailed lemur), 1212 nucleotides. It is a transcript of the gene AKAP14, whose product is annotated as A-kinase anchoring protein 14. The coding region runs from base 1 to 1212 and encodes 403 amino acids. The record is from RefSeq and is a predicted model, not a curated record. Lineage: Eukaryota; Metazoa; Chordata; Mammalia; Primates; Lemuridae. The transcript has 6 exons. Gene Ontology annotation, cellular component: cAMP-dependent protein kinase complex. Gene Ontology annotation, molecular function: protein kinase A regulatory subunit binding.